Molecule: messenger RNA, 6320 nt
Organism: Numida meleagris (helmeted guineafowl)
Lineage: Eukaryota; Metazoa; Chordata; Aves; Galliformes; Numididae
Gene: MAP7D3
Product: MAP7 domain containing 3
Exons: 20
Coding region: 727-3507 (926 amino acids)
Biological process (GO): microtubule cytoskeleton organization
Cellular component (GO): microtubule cytoskeleton
Source: RefSeq, a predicted model, not a curated record
UGAGCAAUCAUCUUUUUUUCCUGAGCAGCUUGGGCCCUCAUUCUGUUGGGUACAUGAGGAACCACGGUGGUGCUUAAACACAGGACUCCAUCCCCAGCCCUGUCGCCAGCCAGGGUGUAACCCAGCUCAUACAUUUGUGGCUCCGUGCUUCUUUUGAGCUCAGUGAACCUGAAUUUCCACGGGACUGAUGGAUCCCAAGACAUGCUUCACUGCAGCACGGGACAAUCGAGUCCGUGGCAUUCAGCACGACAGCUCCUGCGAGCUCGUCCAGUUGUGUGAGUUUCCUCCAGCUCCGAGCCACCUCUGCGAGGUUACAGCCAGGUGACUGCGCUCAGCCACCUGUUUGCCAUCCAUCCACCCAAGCUGACACUACAACUUGGUGGGCGCAACCUGAAAAUCCACUGCUGCCCCUCUGCGGGACAAGUGAGUUUACAGACGAAGCGUUUUAAUGCCUCCUUAUCGCGGACAUCUGGCUGAACUUCUCAUUUUCAGAACUCCCUAUUUGAGGGCAUUUCAUCACAGUUAAUAGCGGGAUCACGCUUGCAGUCAUUGCGGCGCGGCGCCGGGUCCCCGCUCCCUGCGGACGGGGGCGGCCAUUUCUACCGGCGGCGUUGGGCUCCACCGUCCAUUCACGCGCGCUGACAGCGCCUACCGCUCCCCCAUCACUUGAGGCCACGGGGAAAGCCCCGCCCGCCGCCACCGCGCUCCGGUGAGCGGGGGCCGCGAAUGGACGGCGCCGUGCAACCGCAGCCGCCCACCCCGCCCGGCCCGGCCCGGCCCGGCCAGGCCCUGCCCACCCCCACGGCGGCGCUGCCGGGCGGUGCGGAGCGUGCGCACUGCGCUCCCGCGUCCCCCUCAGCCCGGCCGGCGGAGUCGCGCGUCCCGGCGGCGCUGAAGAUGGCGGAGGGCGGCGGAGGCGCGGCCCUCCCCUCCUGCUCUUCCUCUUCUUCCUCCUCCUCCUUGAAGGGGCUGCGGGAGCAGAUGGUUGCUGCAGCCCAAGCCAUAGCAGAUGAAAGAAGAAGCCAAAGUGGUGUCAGCCCUAUUGCAGUCCAGACCUCAAUCAACAUAAAGACAGCAACUAAACCAGUGAUAGAUGGUUCCACUCUAAGAACAGAAGAAAGGCAAAGACUGGCCAGGGAGCGCAGAGAGGAGCGGGAAAAGCAAAAUGCUGCCAAAGAGACCCAAAUCCUUGAAAAGGAGAGAAAAGCAAAACUCCAGUAUGAAAAACAGUUAGAAGAAAGGCAGAGAAAGCUAAAAGAACAAAAGCAGAAAGAGGAACAACGGAGGGCAGCUGUAGAAGAAAAGAGAAAACAAAAAAUAGAAGAGGAAAAGGAGAGACAUGAAGCAGCUCUGCAUCGUACCUUGGAACGGAGUCAGCGUCUGGAAACACGACAGAAGAGAUGGUCAUGGGGAGGAUCUGUAACUCCAGAUUCAGAGAGCAAAACGGAGCAACAGACCACAGAUGAAGGUGAAACUGGUGCCAGCAAGCGGUCCACCUCCACAGCAAACCUCAAACCAACAGAAGCUGCCAUGAAUAAACGUUUGUCAUCAUCUGCAGCACUUUUAAAUGCUUCUGAUCGAAGUACCACAAAACGAAGCUCCUCGUUAAACAGACUGAAUAACAAAGUCCCUCUACACUCUCAGCAGUCAGCACUCAAAGGUUCACAGGUGGAACAGAAAGGAGGAGCAGAAAAGAAGAGGAGCACAUCUUUGAAUAGAAUGAGUAGUAAACCCCAUUCUUCUUCUGAACUAGAAAAAGUGAAAAAGGAAGAAAAACCAGCUCGUCGCUCCCAGGUCAGUCCUCUGGACAGUAGCGUAAUCAGUCGCCUCCUCGCCCCCACUCAGGCCUCCUUAGCUAGGAGUAAAAGUGCUGCUACAUUGUCGGCUGAUGGACAGGAUCCCUCAGAAUCUCACCUCUGUCCUCGUUCAGCUUCAGCCAGUUCCAUCACUUCCCCAGUCCCACCUCCUAAAGUGCCCGUGCGCAGUCGUAGCAUCGACAGAUUGAAGUCCUCUGUAUCUUCAUCUGAUGCAAGUUCACCAGAUCCAACCCAGAAAUCAGAGACUGAGAAACCAUCCCCAGGUUCUGGGUUGCGUCGCCCUUCCUCUCCAUCUGUGUCUGCCCGUAGAAGAUCCCCUUCUCCUGCUAAUUUGGUGAAGCGUCCUCCGUCACCAUCUACAGUUAGACAGAAGACUCGCCCACCUUCACCCAGUGUAUCAAAACAAAGGCCACCAUCUCCUACUCCGAUCUCUAAACCGGCACCCAUCCAACGCCCACCUCUCACACCAGGGGUUAUCAACAUUACCAAAAAGAAAACUGAAGCAGAGAGCAAACCAAAGGAUAAGAGCACAGAAGGAACGGGACAUGAGCAAGGUGCCCCACCAGCCUUGGACAAGGAUGCAGUAGCAGCUAGCACAAAGACCAAAGAAGAGUCAGGUAGCAAAGCAGCAGCAGGGACCACCACAGCUGAGGAAGCUGCUAAAAUCUUGGCAGAGAAAAGGCGUCUAGCACGGGAGCAGAGAGAGCGUGAAGACCAAGAGAGAAUUCAGAGACAGGAAGAGGAAAGAAUCAAAGAAGAAGAAAUGGCCAAGAGAGCAGUUGAAGAAAAAGCACGACGGGAAGAGGAGCUCCGCAAGCAGGAGGAAGAAAAGAGACUAGCUUAUGAGGAACAGCAGAGACAAGCUGAAGAGGAGAGAAUGCGCCGAGAACAGGAAGAGCAGGAAAAGCUCGCAGAGCUUCAGCACCAGAGGGAAGAAGCUGAAGCAAAAGCUCAAGAAGAGGCUGAAAGACAGCGGCUGGAAAGAGAGAGGAUUAUGCAGCAAAAUAUGCAGGAAAGGCUUGAAAGAAAAAAGAGAAUUGAAGAAAUAAUGAAAAGAACACGGAAAUCGGAUCAAAACGAAUCCAAGUUGCAGAAUGAAGGAAAGUCUGCUUGCGAGGUCAUGGAGGGAGAGGAUAUUGAAGAGGAGGAAGAGCUGGGACUUGAGAAGGCUGAUCAGCCAGGAAAGCUAAAUGGCAUUGAUUUACCCCAGGAAGUCAAAGGGGAGACAGGGGGUUGUGUACAGACUGCACGUAGCCUGAUCUCUACAGAAUCUGAGCAACACACUGUGACAGAGUUGAAGGCCAGUGAAGUAUUUAUGAAUGGCAGCGAUUUGAAAAGUGAUGAGGGGUCUCUAUUUUUUACUGAAUUAAAGGAUUCCAGCCAUCCUGCAAAAGAAAUGGUUAUCGAUGACUCAGCGAAGUUGGGUGUUAAUGAAGCUGAUCAUACCAGUGGACUUAUUCAGAAUCUUAAUGGAAAAUCUGAUUUGUGGACUUCUGAGGAAUUCAUUGACAUUGGAGUACAUUCCAAGUCAACCAAACUGAGUUCGGACAGUAUCUCUGCUGGUAACUGUAAUCAAAACUUGAAUGAUGCUGCUACAAUACCUUCUAGUCCCAAAUUGACUUAUGAGGAAGAUGGUGCAGUGAAUUCAUUGACCAAACCUAUAGAUUCUUCAUCAGGUAAUUCAAGCUGAUUUCCCUAUCUAUCUCCUCCUCUGUCUAGACAAUUAACUUUGUUGCAUUUUUACUCUCCUUGCCUUAACUUCAGCUUGUUAUUUUCAAGGCACUUUCUCCAACGUGUAGACUGGAGGGAAAGCUCUUUCUUUAGUGCUUGUAACUUGCAUUCUGACAAAAGAAGUCACCAGUUGAUGCCUUGUUAGGGAUUUGCUCUAUGCAGCAGCUAAGGCCUGACACGAAGGCUCUUCCAAAGACAAAGCCAAGCUCCUAUUUAGCUCCUGCAUCUCCUUUCAGCACUCAAGCCCAUCUGUUGUAUUCUUCUAUUCUGGUUUCUUCUAAGAUGUCUUAAAUGGCACAUGUUACUUUUGAAGAUGCUAACAGUUUAAUAGGUGUCUGAUGUAACUCCACAGACAAGACCCGGCUGCUUUCCCCUUUCCACUCCUAGGCAUGUUCUGUAACUUCUUGAUGCUGACCUGCAUGGUCUUGAAAGGUUUCUUCAGGCUCUGGCAAAGUACCUGUCCUCUAUACUUACUGUACAAUAGGCUUUCGCUUCACUGAAGGGGAGUAACACCAACCUUAAAUUCCACAAACGGUUGUGUUACGUGUUAGGAGGAGUAAUAAAGCUACACAUGCAAUAUUCAGAAUUUUCUGAAAGAAAUCAGGCUGCAUCUGAAGCCCAUGUACUUGAGGACCCAGACCCUGAUGCAGUGUAGUGUCAGAGAGGCCUCGGUGUGCUAGUUUUCUUAAGAUUAAACUGCUCAGUUGUUGGAGCUAAACCCCAAGUGAACGUACUCACAGCAGAAGAUCUCUGUCCAUGAGAUAAAUGACUGCGUGAACAGGUGAAAUAAAUGACAGUGGGAAGAAACAAGACUUGGUAUCCACAGUUUCUUUCAGUGAUGUGUAGCACUUCUUUUUAUUAAAGUGUAGCACUUUUCUAGACUGAACUGUUUCCUGAGUCUCCUCUGUCACUGUGCGUCUUGUGAAUUUCGGUCUGAUGGACAUAGAGACAUCCUGAGACUUUCCUGUGGGCCACUACUGAGUAGUCUGUGGGAACAGAACGAUUUAAUGUGAAACUGCUGAUCACAUUGUGUUGUGAUCAAAAUCAUUUACUUCUUCGUGAAGAAAGUGUUGCCUUUUAGUUCUGAACUGGAAUGUGUUUGGAGACAGUAGGCUUUAAGAAUUAUGCACACAACUUUGGAAAUUAAUACUCGUAUACUUCUUGCUUUUUGAAAGAAAAGCUACUAUGCUGAUGUUGCACUGUAAGUUACCAGGUGGUUCUGUGCUUACCCUCCUGGACGUAGACUCUGACAGUGACGACAGAUUUCUGUAGAAUACACACAGCAUGAUGGUUAAACGUUUUCUUUUCUUUGCUCUUUGGACAGAACUGUGAACACUAGAGACCUGGAAAUAAUCUGAUUGCACUUCAGUUAUCCAGUGUUUUAUCAAGUACCGAAGGCCUUGUUUUGAAAAGCUGCUUGUUUGCCUUUAUCCAUCUUCAAGUUUGCAAAAAACAUAAAUAACACCAGAGAGGGCUGACAAACUUCUAGAUUUGCACCUUGAAACAUUUCAGGGAGACUAUUGUGCUGAUGUUCCUUUUCCAUUUGUUUAGUUUAGUUGUUAGAGAGGAUUUCCUUGUUCAAGUAACUGUUGUUUCCCCUCUUACAGACGUUACACUGACCUGUUGGAGUCUGUUUGUUUUCCUAUCAGUAUAACACAUAGCAAUGUGCCACUGGGGACUUCCCAGUUAGCUACGGGCCAGGUUUUGUGUAUUCCUAAAACAGUACUUGAAGCUUACUUACUCAGCGUGUAUUAAAGCUGAACACCAGUGGUAAUGUUCUGGAAAAACACUGUAUGCUUGUUGGGUCACGUGCUAUUUAAAAAUGCGAAAUUGAGUCUCUUCCGUUUUGAAUUGAGAAGGAAAAUGUCUUACUUUCUAAUGUAAAAAUCCGGGCGGUUUCAAAAUGCAGUGUUGUGUCAUCACUAAUAUGUUUUAACCUAUUGGGAAACAUCACAACAUUAUACAGCCUGUGCACUAAUGUACUGCAAAACUGUCGAAUACCUGGAUGCGUUUGUCAUAGUGCAGUUUAACAUGUCAUGCUUUUAAAAAUGUUUUCCUUUUGAAUUAUUUAUCUACACUCGUGUAAGUAUUAUUUUAUUGUGUACAUAACAGUAUUAGACCAUUGAAGUCAUAUUUUGUUCAUGUUAAUUACUCCAAGUAUUCCUGUUCUAGCUUUAUAAUAGUGACUGCAAGCUGCAUAUGUAUUUCCCUCCCCCUACAGCCUGCAGUAAGUAAUCUAUUUAACCUGAACUUGCCUGCUUUACAGCAUGAAGAGAUUAACUAAGCAUCUUCUGAAAACUGCUACUAGAAUUAAUAAUGCAGUCUUGUUCCUGUGUCUCCUGUAACAGAGGUACUGAACAAUUAAGCGAUUAAUUUAAAGAAUGGCUAUCUGAAAUCCUGCUAUAAACCCUUGGCUGAUACUUCAGGUCAGAUGAAUCAUCCAAAUGGCAGCUGCAUUUCCAGUGGUUAAUGAAAAUGGUUUUGCUGGAACUAAAAAUGUUCUUUCCCCAGUGAUUACAAUAGGAAACCCUCAGCCUUCUUCCUCCGUUUGCUGUUCAGAAUAUGGUAGUACUGUUUUAGACUUUAGAGCAGUGCCUUAGGUAAAAAGAAAGAUGUAUUUUUGUACGAUAAGCUGUUUCAUUCUGGCAGAGACAAUCAUCCUAACAAAAGAUGCGGAUAUUUUUUCUGUGCCGAUAUUGUUUGUCCAACGGUCUGUUACAGCUCUAUGUAAAUACGUGCGCACUGUUAAAUAAACUUUGCAGUUGAACAAUG